Solea senegalensis (Senegalese sole) is the source of this 5925-nucleotide messenger RNA. It is a transcript of the gene sema4ab, whose product is annotated as sema domain, immunoglobulin domain (Ig), transmembrane domain (TM) and short cytoplasmic domain, (semaphorin) 4Ab. Gene Ontology annotation, biological process: neural crest cell migration; semaphorin-plexin signaling pathway; negative chemotaxis. NCBI's taxonomy places the organism in Eukaryota, Metazoa, Chordata, Actinopteri, Pleuronectiformes, Soleidae. The transcript has 15 exons. The record is from RefSeq and is a predicted model, not a curated record. Gene Ontology annotation, molecular function: semaphorin receptor binding; chemorepellent activity. The coding region runs from base 1435 to 3924 and encodes 829 amino acids.
GAUUACACAUGAUGGACCAAAUGUAUUAAUCAUGCAGAUGUAUCACACAACAACACCAGAGCAGGCUUAGGUCAUUCCUGUACUCAGACUGAAAAAUCAGUGCAGAAUAGGGAACAGUAUUCUUACUUUCAGUGUCAUUAGUCCCACAAGAAACUCCAUACCUGCAGCAUAUCUUUAUUAAAGAUUUGAUUUUAAAUUUCUUUAAAACUAUAGUGUAAAAAUGUCUGAUUCCGAGUAUGCUAGAAGUCAUAUAUGUUACUGAACACAACCUAAUCAGUCCUGGCCAGAAUUUAUGAAAACAUUUUAUUGCGUCCCAAAGUUGAGAAUGUUUUUUCACUUAAAAAGUGCUAGUGUGAGACUUUUAAUUUGAAAUAUCUCUAAAACUGAACAGUGAAAAUGUCUGAUUUCAAGUAUGUUAGUAGUCAUAGAUGUCCUGAACACAACCUAGCAUGUCAUGUCCAGAAUCUAUGGAAAAUUUAGUUUUUAUUGUCUCAAAUAUGAGUUUUUGUAAAUUAAAAAGUGCCAAUUUCUAUACUAUACAGUAAACAUUUCUGAUUCCAAGUAUGCUAGUAGUCAUAGAUGUCCUGAACACAACCUAGUCAGUCCUGGUCAAAAAUGAUAGUUUAUAUUCAGCUCAAAUUUAUAUUUUUUGAUUAAAAUGAGUUAAUGUGAGACAUUUAAUUUGAAAUUUCUCUAAAACUGAACAGUAAAAACGUCUGAUUUCCAGUAUGCUAGUAGAUAUCUAUGUGCUGAACACAACUUUAUCAGUCUUGUUGAGAACUUAUAGAGACUUCUUUUUUAUACUACAGAGAACUCUCUGUGUUUUAUUUUGAAAACCGGAUGUCGAUAUCCUUACAAAUCAGCCUGAUUCGUUGGUUCACAGGCUUCUUUUUUUGUACCGUAAAAGCCUUUGUAAAGGAGGGCGGCCUAUGGUGGAGUGUGUGGCGUUCGCCGGUAGGUGGCGCUUGGCGACAGUAGGACCAUGAAACGGGAGGAGACUCUCUUUCUCGCAGCCUUUGUUGUUAUAGUAGAGGCUCAACUGUGGUCAGCACUUUCUGCUCGCCGGCUAACGUUACUCGUGUCCACUUUUACACUGGAGCACGGUCAGAGCCGGGCGUAGAGCCAGCCGUGUGUUGGAGCAGUGACGGAGAGACAGGAGGACACUGACUGCGGUGACGGAGGACACUCGGAGCCGCACAUGUAACGUCACAUUUUGAGCAUCAGCUGGAGGAAUUUAACCGACAGCAGCGGAGCGUUUUUACUCGUCCACGAACAAGAGGAGCGACUCCAUCCGAGCAUCAAGGUCCAGUGAUGGUUUGCUCUACAAAUCGGACUAUGUGGCUUCAGCUCGGACCUCCACCACUCCCACCAAGUCUUUGACAGUCUGGGUGAAGCUCGGAGCCAGUGCUCGCCCUCGAACCUCGUCCUGUUUUAAUGGAGACUCACAGCGUACUGUCCUUCACCGUGGCCUUGCUGGGAUUUCUGUCUCCGUGUCUGACACGACUGACUCCCAGAGUCUCCUUCCCCUUCGGUAGCCCCGGGAGACAUCUCACCCGCUUCAGUAGCUAUGAUGUCAGCAACACCACCACACUGCUGCUCAGUGAGGACGGAGACGUGCUCUAUGUUGGAGCCCGGGAUGCUGUGCUGGCACUGGACGUCGGCCACAAGGAUGUAAUCACUCUGAGGAAUAAGCUGGACUGGAGGCCUUCAGACAAAGACCUGGAACAAUGUUCUAUGAAAGGCAAGGAAAUGGCCGACUGCCCAAACUUCAUCCGCGUGCUGCAGUUCCUGAAUGCCUCCCAUAUCUAUGCCUGUGGGACGUUUGCCUUCAGUCCACGCUGCACCUAUGUGAACUCGGAGACGUUAACAAUGAGCAUCAGGCCCGAUGAAGGCAGGGGUCGCUGCCCUUACGACCCCUACCAGCGCAACACGGCUAUCAUCGUAGACGGGGAGCUUUACACUGGGACAGUAGCAGACUACAGGGGAAACCGGCCGGUCAUCUCACGACACCUCAGUGAGGGCAGGCGUGUGGACCUGAAGCUGGACGACACGUUAGGAUGGCUGGAAGAUCCAACCUUCAUUAGCUCCAGUUUCAUUCCCGACGAGGAGAAGGUCUACUUCUUCUUCAGUGAAGUAGGCAGAGAGUACGACUUCAUCGACAAAUUUAUCGUCUCUCGUGUUUCUCAGAUCUGCAUGAGUGACGUCGGCGGUCAGCGGACACUGCAGCGACGCUGGACCACAUUCGCCAAAGCUCAGCUCUUGUGCCAGGCGGACAACGAGCUCCCGUAUAAUGUGAUCCAGGACAUCGACACCCUCCCACCUGCAGAGGGAGCAUCUACAGACGAGACACUAUUUUACGGAAUCUUCACCUCGCAGUGGUCUGUCAACUCAGGGCGGUCUGCGGUGUGUUCCUUUCGCCUGAGUGACAUUAAAUCAGUUUUCUCUGGCAACUACAAAGUCCUGAACCGAGACACGUUGCAGUGGAGCACCCGCGUUCAGGAGAAGGUCGCAAAUCCAGGAGAGUGUGGACUGCACAACGCGUCUGACAACGCCCUGCGUUUCGUCAAGGAGAACUUUCUGGCGGACGACAGCGUGCGGCCCGUCGGGAGAAGUCUGACCAUGGCGUCUGCUGAGCACAAGUACAGUCACCUGACUGUCCAGAGAGUCCAGGCUGCCAACAACAGAGAAUACACCGUCCUCUUUCUGCUCACAGAGACUGGUUACCUGCACAAAUCAGUGUUGCUGCAGAGUGGGGCCCAUAUCAUCGAGGAGGUCCAGGUUUUUGAGCGGCCUCAGCCUGUUAAGAGCCUGAAGCUCUCUGUACCCAAGGGUGUGAUCUAUGUCGGCACAUCAGAGGGUGUGGUGAGGCUUCCAACAGCAAACUGCUCUUUUUACUGGACCUGUGCUCAGUGUGUCCUGGCCCGAGACCCCUUCUGUGGGUGGGACACUGCCAGCAGGGCCUGUGUGGAGGCGUCCAACACUCAGACCAGUGUAGCCCAGGACAUAGAGAGAGGAAAUGUAGAAGAGACAUGCAACACUGUGACGUUAACACACAUAGCCAGAUUUGGUCCAAACAAGAUGUCUGCAGCUUCAUGUCCCACAGGUGAGCUGGUGCCUGUGGCUCUGAAUGAGGUCGUGCGGCUCCAGUGUCCCGCGGCAUCGAAGCUGUCCCGGCAGCUGUGGGAGCGUCCCAACAGCCGCCUGUCCUCGGACCUGUACCUGCACCUGGGAGACGGGAGUCUGAGCUUUGUGGCCACCCCCGCCACACUGGGUCACUACCUCUGCCUGUCCACAGAGAACGGCUACCAGCAAACUAUGGCCAUCUAUCACGUCAGACAGAAGAGCAGCCCCGUCGUUCAGACUACCAGCAGCUACACCAGGCCGCGGACGCGCCCCACACUCGCCACACAGGCUGUGUCCAGGUCUGGAUCUGGACAGCACACGACUGGGUUUUGGCCUGAACCAAAAGAGACAAGACGGCAAGACACUGAGCCAACACAGUCCACUCGGGAUACACAGGGUGUUCCCAGGCAGCGGGGAAAGAACGUGACCCUGUGGACUCUAGGAUCUGGACAGAAUGAGUCGGGCUUUGUGGAAGGAGAGCCUCUGCCGUCGGCUCGAUACCCCUGUUACCUGAAGGAGCUGGUGGUUGUAUCGGUCCUGCUGGUGCUCUGCCUCAGUUUGCUCAUCACCGUGCUGAUGUACGUCAUCAGGCAGCGCUGCCGCAGGAGGACUGCUCCACACGCGGUGACUCCGAGCAGAGAGUCGGACAGAAGGACCCCGCUGGAGCAGGAGGCCCUCAGGAGAAACCAGUGUCUAAAUAAACGCACUGGACUGAGUCCACACAGUGGACAGGCCGGCGGCUCGGGCUGUAACGGAGCACUCACGGGCUCUAACGGACAUUUGCCCAACACUCCCAUCUGACCAGUCUUGGACAUUUGAACUGUUGCAAAUGAGACGGGAGGUCAGUCGGAGAUGGUGGUUACUACCUGUGGUACUUUUAAAGUGAUAGUUCAGGGUUUGUUUGUUUGUUUAAGUGUGGUUGUAUGGAGUAGUGAAACAUGGGCCUUUUGAGAUGAGUUCCCACUAUAAAGAAUGCGAUACAUCAUCAUAAAAGCAGGUAUGACACUGUUGUUGUGCUCAUGUGGGCUACGAAGGCAUAAUUAAGCACUUGUCUGCAGCCAAGGUGGAGACGAGUCUUAAAAAUGUCCUGACUAGUUAGUGGUUUGUACAAAACCGUAAGCGAGUUCAUUUGUAGUUGGUGUAGCUGCAUCACAUGCUCGCCGGUGUUCGCUUUAUUGCGGUUACGUUGGAUUCUUUGGUUUGGGUUAAUCUGGAAAAUAACCCUCCAUUUAAGUGUGCCUCUGGAAACUCUCUGAAGGGCUAGUUAGUUAGCGCUAACGUUUUACGGAAUUCUGCUAACUCAACAAGGACCAGGACACCCCACGCCAGGGCUAUUCCAGGACAAACUGCAUUUGUUUAAACCCAGAAAUUUAGCUGGGGUCAGUCAUUUUAUGCAGCAGGUGAUGACACAUUUUAAAACCAGCACAAAUGUGUGUAGCACACAGUGAAAAGUGCAUAAAAAAUACUAUACGUGAACAGAACACGCGACCCACGGAUGUCUCAAAGUGCAUUUAACAGAAUACAAAAUAAUUCUCAAAGCUCUCGAGCUACACAGAGCGCUGCUGAAUCUUUGAGGGACAGUGAAAUGUGUUUCUUGUUUUUCUCAGUGUUUCUGGUAGGGCGGAACAAUUGAUUUCAAUUUUAUGAAAAUUGCAGUACGACCAACUGCAAUUUUGUGAAAUCGCAGGAUUUUAGAUUAAAUUUUGACCUUCUGAUCCUUACACAUCAUAUUCUACACACUGAAGAAAACAUCUUUGUUUUGCACAGCUCUGCACAAAUGUUACAACUCAUAUUGCAAUCAAAAUAAUUGCAAUAUGAUAUUUAAAUAAAAUCGUUUAAUCGCUCUAGUCUCAGGAGAGUGAAUUGUUUUCUGAAGUUUGUUUUUGGGCCCAACAGCUACACUUUAAAGAUGCAAAACGUAGAGAUGAGGGAAAGCACAGUAAAUCACAGUUGGCACUGAUGGAGUUGUGCUUGUACCCACCUCUGAAAACAUAGCUAACAAUGCGGACACAAGGGAAAAACAAAUUUAAGAUACUUAUCGUAAGACUCGCCUAAUAACAUAAUAAUAAUAUUCAACUACUUUGGUUUAUGACUUCCUAAGAAUGUGUUUGCAGCUUUUAUAUCAUCGUUACACUGGUUUUUGGUAAAUCCAAACACCAAAAGUCACAAAAGAACACGUGGCAAGUUACUGAUGAAGGCAGCAGUCGAUUAUCAACACGUUGAUGUAGAAAUCGCUGUUUUCUUCAUGGACUUUGGUGCAGAGAGUGAGCGCCUUACAGAAACACACACGUGUCAUUACCUCCAACAACCACACUUCCAAAAAAACAAAAACAACUAUCACUUCAUGCAGACAUGCAUACAUACUGUGAUGUUCUGGACGUUUCGUCGCCAAUAGAAGGUACAAAGUGAUUUUUGAAUAUUUCUCUUGUAGAGUAGUCAGAAAUUGAUGGCUCUUGUUCCUUUUCUGUAUAUUUUUUUAAUGUGAUCCUCUUCAAAAACCUAAUCCAAAUCCUACGACGCUACAUUUUAAUACAGGUGAGGUAUAAAAAUUAUAAUUAUUUUUGUUACAAGUCACCAUAAAUGUCACAAAGGUACAAUGUGAUGUCUUUCAGCAUGUUACGGCCUCGUGUUACAGGUACGUUCUGAUGUUUGUGUUACAAUUAGAAGAAAUGUGAGCAACUGAAGCGUUUGUCUGUGUUUCUGUUGUUUCAGGAGUAACUUAAUGAAACUGUGGUCUGACAAUCUUUGGACACCCGCGAAUAAAUGAAUAAAAAGAAAGUCCAGGCUUUUACUGAUCGUGUA